Molecule: messenger RNA, 1462 nt
Organism: Brassica napus (rape)
Lineage: Eukaryota; Viridiplantae; Streptophyta; Magnoliopsida; Brassicales; Brassicaceae
Product: EMBRYO SURROUNDING FACTOR 1-like protein 9
Exons: 2
Coding region: 488-706 (72 amino acids)
Source: RefSeq, a predicted model, not a curated record
AGUUUGUAUGUUCUUUGAUUUUAGCUUUAAGUAUCGGACAAAGUGUUAUGAAGAUUGAUUGACGUUGAAGCCUCUUUAGACACUGUUUCUUUUUUUUAAAUGAUUGCAUUGUUUCUCACCUAACACAAUUCUCGUCUACUAUAGACAGAUGAGGUGACUUCAAGCCCUUGGGGUUCAAGUUGCUCACUCAUCCUUGAAAUCCAGUGCUGUUCACUAUCAUGAACUCAUUGACGCAAAGUGAUCCCGUAAGUCUUUUGUACCAGAAAAACAUCUUAAGUUCAUAACAUUUUUGUUUGGCUUGGUAGUGAUUUACGUCAUAAACAUUAUAUAUGUAUCUUAUUAGCCCAUAUAUGAACUAAUAUAGAGAAUAUUAUUGAACUUAAGAUACAUGUAUAAUGGCCCAUAAUCCUUAAAUAUUGAUCAAACCAAAAUGUAUAAUAGUAAAUAAUAUAUAAAUUUGUUUCAUAUUAAAGAAUUAAUAAUAAACAUGUGUAUCAUAAACAAUAUGUCGUCAUCACAGUUCGCUAUCUUUUGCGUCAUCUGGAUUGCUUUAUCUCCUCUUCAUGAAUUUGUCGAUGCAGCUAAAGGAACUUGCAACCAAACCACAUGCCCAAAACUCAAAACCAAAGAUAAGACUUGCAUUUGUUGUUCCUCCGAUAAGAGAUGUUACCCGACCAAACAAAGAUGUGGAGGUUGGUGUGCAUAAAUUAUCUCGAGAAGGUACAUCAAGGAUUUAAGAAAACCUGAAUAACCAUUUUAUUUAAUUCUUUCUAAUAUCUACUUUUGUUUUGUAUGAAUAAAACAUGCUUAUCUGGAGCCCAACAAAUACAUAUGCAUAUUGUAUUUUUGUUAAGAGACUUUCAUAUUCUAUUCUAUGUAAUGCGCAUAAGUUAAACUUGUUUUCUCUCCUUUUGUUUUAGUUUGUUAUUAAUUUCUUAAAUAUUUUUUCGGGUUAAUUAGUAACAAUAAGUUUUAAAAAUUUAUAGUCUUUGUGGUAAAUGAUAUGUUCUUUUUUCUAUUUUCUUAUACACUGUAUCACUAGAACUUUUGAGCAAGGAAAAGAAACUAUAAAAAUAAAAUUUUGUUACUUAGUUACUGCCCCAUGUGAUGCAAGGUAUCACUACGCUAAUUGUUACUCAGCUACUGCCCCAUGUGAUACAAGGUAGAAUUAUAACGGGAAACGGUAUUGCCGCAGACCCUGUUUGGAUCCCGAGAAUGUUUUUCACACCAUCUGACACAAAGUUUCCCUUUAGAAUGCGUCGAAGACAGUUUCCAGCCACGUUGGCUUUCGCGAUGACCAUCAAUAAAAGUCAAGGUCAAAGGCUGCAAAAUGUUGGUUUGUUUCUACCUAGACCAGUGUUCUCUCAUGGCCAAUUAUACGUUGCACUUUCUAGAGUUAAGUCGAGGUCUGGAUUAAAAAUCCUAAUAAGAGAUAAACAAGGGAAGCUGCAGACAAAAACAA